Aspergillus sclerotioniger CBS 115572 is the source of this 2641-nucleotide messenger RNA. RefSeq lists its product as uncharacterized. The record is from RefSeq and is a predicted model, not a curated record. The coding region runs from base 1 to 2526 and encodes 841 amino acids. Lineage: Eukaryota; Fungi; Ascomycota; Eurotiomycetes; Eurotiales; Aspergillaceae. The transcript is spliced from 2 exons.
AUGCAACCAAGACCGGACCACCAGUUUGACCCUUUCGGUCCGGGGGCAGAGCUCUAUGAUAAUCAUGGCCUCCCCGAUGAGAUCGACAAGUUCGACUGGAAUGAUCCGGCUGCUUUCUUCAAAGCCAUCGGUGCGGGGCAACCCGGUGCUCUUCCCCUCCCAGAGAUCUUGUCCAAGGAAGAUGUUUGUCGAGAAGCCACCACCUGGUCACAAAGUAUCUUUACCAGCUAUGAGACCCUCCACGCCAUCCUACAACGUCACGAGGCUACAAUCCAGAAACGCUGGUUGAAAAAAACUCGCGCUCAAAGGCUCAAGAUCCUGCUGACUGCCUGGCCCAAUAUGCCAGCCAUCCACCGUCCCGAUUUCGAUGCUUUCCGGAAGGAGUCCGAGUCCCAGCGUGAAAAAAGUACCAAAUAUCGGGAAUGCUUCAUGUGGCCGUACAUCAACCAAGAGGAUCUCCUGAACACUAAAGCGCUACCCCUCUUGCUGAAUGCUCGAGAACGACACCCUCCUUCUAACUUUGCCGCCGCCGACAUCGAUGCCAUGCACUUGUGCCUGGUAACGAAAGCCAUUGUGCCCAUCUUUCUGAAUGAGCACGUCCUGAUGCUCAAUGGCAUGACCGAAAAUACUCACGAACGCCUUCAGCUGGAUGCACAGGGGCGACUGUUGACCUUCCUCGUGCAAUGCUCCCGAGAGAUUCUUCGUGACAUUCCAGAGCCCAGUCUAUCCAGUGACACCUUCCCUAUUCUUCCAGAGCCGCAGUUGAAACCUGAAAGCGAGAUCAGCGGCUUCGAAUCCCUGAGUGUGAUGGCUGCAGAAGCCCCGUAUCGCGUUCCAGCGCAACUCGAUCUUGGUCGCAUUGCGUCGCUACUCACCGCAAGGGCUUCCGCUGCCGAAGAUCACCUGUGGGCAUUACGGGAGGACCCUGGCUAUUUCGCCAACACGUUGCUCGAGGCCAAAGAGCAUCGUCAAGAGAUGCUGAAGGAUCUGAACGGUAGUAACCACCCAGUCCUGACUCGUGGUCGGCAAGGGAUUCUGUGGGGGCGCGUCAUCCGGUCUGUGGUAUCCGAGGCAUACCUCGAGCUAGAAAUGUUCUCUGAACUCAGCAGCCAAGCGAACAAAUUAGUCGCAUUGCAAAGAGUGUACGCUAAUGACAUCCUGCCUUCGGAGGAUCUGCCUGCGGAGUAUCUCGAGGCCUUGCUCCGAUUCCGCCAUUACCUCCAUCAAGUGGCCAAGGGACCAUUGUCCAAACUUAAGUUGGGAGCUGUGGCAGCUCCGCCUAUGCGAAGGCUCUUUGUGCGCGAGCCACCGCUUGACGCUCAUACGACAAGGAUGACAGUCGUCGUACGGCCUGGUUCGAAGAUGAGCAAGGUAGAGAAGCAAUUGAUUUGGCUGCUGUGCACCCUUUGGGAAACCGGCAAUGACUUGUUCCUCGCUGGUAUGCCUCUAAUUGUGGACGAGCUGGAGCGACUGCUUCAAUCAGAUACAGCAGCACAGGAACUACUCUCUUCGUAUGUCACUGAAGUAAUUGGUGACCUCUCUAUCGUCUCCCAGUGUUUCAACCAGUUGAGCCUUUAUCACCCAUGGGCCAGAAGCUGGGAAUCCGAGGCUGUUGGCCGUGAGGAUGAACUGAAGCAGGACUAUGCGAAACAAACUCAAUCAUGGGCCCAGAUUCUGGCCGCACUUAGUGACGCGAUACCAGCAACCAGCAACUCCAGUCGAGCUGGAAAUCUCGGCGAUCCAUCCGACGGCAAAUUCAACUAUCCCAUCGAAAGGCGCCGCAACAAGGACAACGUGGAGGCGCUGCGGAAGGCAGAAAGUAAUCUCGACGCGUUCUGGGCAGCCAUUGACCAGAUCAUGGUCGCUAAAGCGGGUGACCUGCAUGACACGGCGGUGCGGAACCUCCUCUCCCAAUCGCGUAUCCUACAACGUACUGCAGAGUGGGUUGAGCCGGAAAAGUCCCGGCCUGCCGGAUCUACCGGAUCUGCUCAGAAUAAGGUCGGCGAUGUCGAUCUUUACGCUUUGUAUCAACCCAUCUCCACCAUCUACUCCGGCUUCUCGGCUAGGGAAUUGGACAUCGCACAGCCAAAGACCAAAGCCAAAACCCGCGGAAAGCCACGACCUCCCACACAUAUCGAUGAAGCCGAAGCGCUCCUGCGGGUUAAUCCUGCUGAUCAUCAGCCUACCUUUACUGUGGAUGCACGGACACUCAAGGUUUUUCGGACGAUUUUCUUCAACCCCACACUCACUUCCACGCCGGGUGAAGUGCCCUGGAAUGACUUUCUCCAUGCGAUGCCAUCAGUCGGCUUUACAGUCAUCAAGCUUUACGGCUCAGUGUGGCAGUUUCAGCCAACCCGGCCGGAUGUUGAAAGAAGCAUUCAAUUCCACGAACCCCACCCGCGGGGCAAGUUGCCUUUUAGAACCGCCCGGCGCUAUGGCCGUAGGCUUAAUAGAGCCUACGGUUGGUUUUGGGGGAUGUUUGUCCUCGACAAGAAGCCCGAUUCUGGUGUGCAACCGCUCCAGUAGAGAUAUCGAAAGAUCUGUUCGGCUUUUGAACACUCAGGCUGACAUUUGCAAACACACAUGGACCGGAGAUGAGAAAUCUACUGAGGUGAGAACAUGUUACAAAGUAUGAAUGGUG